Messenger RNA from Doryrhamphus excisus (bluestripe pipefish), 2752 nucleotides. NCBI's taxonomy places the organism in Eukaryota, Metazoa, Chordata, Actinopteri, Syngnathiformes, Syngnathidae. The record is from RefSeq and is a predicted model, not a curated record.
CACCACCACCCCCCACCAGACCCCCACCCCCCCCGCGUCUUCUCCAUUUCACUCUCGCUCCCUCCCCAGUAACGACAUUACAACCUGCCCGCGAAUCGGACCGGACGCCGCCCCGCCGCCCAUGAGAGCUCCGCCGCGCCGACGCAGAGCACAUCAGCGUCGAGGAAGGCGCCAAGCCGCGGGGGUUGUCAGCGCCAGGGCACCAGCGCUCCAGCAUCACCUCGGUGCAGAAGAGAAGCAAGGAAAAGGGGGGAGUCGGCGAGGAGCGGAGGGAGACGGAAGCCGCAAAUAAGCACCCUUUUUCGGGGGGGGGAGCAGGAAGACGUCGUCGGGAUGGCUGAGGUGUCGCAAGAGGAGAGACUCCAGGUCAUUGCUGAGAAAAGGAAGAAGCAAACAGAGAUUGAAAACAAGCGGAGGCAGCUGGAUGAUGACCGACGGCAACUCCAGCAUCUCAAGUCCAAGGCGCUGAGGGAGCGCUGGUUGCUAGACGGAGCUCCGGCCGAGGAGGAGACUCAGAAGCGUCUGCAGGAGGACGAGGUGAAGACCAAAAUCCUGGAGCAGGUCAUCCUGAGGCUGGAGCAAGAGAUUGAAGAACUGGAGACCGGCGUGCCAGCCAACAAGGGCGUGGCCAAAGAAAAUGGAGGCGAGAACGGCGUAGCGCAGACCCCUAAGAGGGAGGUGGCCGGCAUGGAAGCGAAGUUGCUGGGCCCCAGCCCGGACCAGGCCAGCGCCGAGAACCCGGUCACGUUGGUUUUCAUGGGCUACAAGACGGUGGAGGAGGAGCAGGAGAGCCGCACGGCGCCGGGCGUGGAUGCGGCGGACGGCAACGUGAAGGCCGAGUUUGUGGUGAUCGAGGACGGGGAGGCCAAGGCGGCCGGGGCGGCCGACACCCAGGACCGGGCCCCGCCCAACGGGAGCAUGGCGGAGAAGGAAAAGGCCAACGGUGGCGGGGAGGAAGGCGAUAAAGACCAGGAGAAGAAACAGACCUGCAAGUGCUGCGUUGUCAUGUGAUCUGUGUGUGUGUGUGUGUGUGUGUGUGUGUGUGGGUGUGUGUGUGUGUGUGUGUGUGUGUGUGAGGACCGUACAAUUGACCAAUGAGAGCCAACAACAAAAAGCAAGUACACUUUAGUCUGCGUAUGUAUUCCAUUUUUCAUUUCUAUUGAUAUUUUUCUAUUUUUAUUGUCUUGACAUUUCUAUUGUAUUCGCUAUCUUUAUUAUGAUUAUGAUUAUGAUUAUGGGACUGUGUACUGUAGCUUUGUUGUUAUCGUUGGGAGGGAGACGAUAUGAAAAAAAAAAAAAGUACUGCUGCCCGCUUAAAAAAAAAAAAAAAAAAAAAGGGGGGGGGGGACCCGGAAAAACUAAAAAGUCAUUCCCACAAAAAAAAACAUAUGCUUCAAAAUAUAAAUAUAAAUAUAUAUAUAAAAAUAUGAUAUCUCUGUGUAGGCCUAGCAGCUAUUUAUCAGCCGAUUUCAUAUUGCAAUAUUGUCCGAGAUAUUAUUUGAAAUAGUAUUUUAAUAUAUUGAUAUGAAAUUAUGUUUUAUACAGUGUAUUUAUUGUUUUUUUUUUGUUUUUUUUUGCGGUUCCAUGUGUGUGUGUGUGUGUGUGUACACCAUCCCCCGCACCAUCAGCUUGCAUGUGAGCUCACCCAUCGCCCGACGCUUAAUUUCACUAACCGCCGCUUCCCCGCUGAGGAUGCGUUCGUACUCGUUGGUUACGCGGUCUGGUCUGCGCACAACAACGUUAAAAAAAAAAUUAAAAAUUAAAAAAAAAAACAAAAAAAAAACACCUGAUGUUUUUUGUCAUGUGACGACAGAACACAUGCGUUAAAAUGUUAAAAAAUUUCCACAAAAGCUUCUAAAAUAUACUUUUCAAGCACUUUUGUGACAUAGCUAAAAUAUUCCCAACCAAAACCCCAUCUUCAGGGUUUUCUAGAUUUUGCUCCUUUUAGCAUCUCCAAUUUCACCAAAAGUAUCUAAAAUAUACUUUUAAAGCACUAAAAUAUUCCCAACCAAAAGCUUCUAAAAUAUACUUUUAAAGCACUUUUGUGACAUAACUAAAAUAUUCCCAACCAAAACCCCAUCAUUAGGGUUUUCUAGAUUUUGCUCCUUUUACCAUCUUCAAUUUCACCAAAAGUUUCUAAAAUAUACUUUUAAAGCACUAAAAUAUUCCCAACCAAAACCCCAAUCUACAGGGUUAAAUACAGUAGUAUUUUCUAGAUUCUGCUCCUUUUAUCAUCUUCAAUUUCACCAAAAGCUUCUAAAAUAUACUUUCCAGUAUACUUUCCAGAGAACCGCACUCGAGUCCCCAUCCCUCGAUCCAUUUAUUUGGUGCGCAAGCUGCGUUCCUCGGAACCGAACCGGAACGCGACCAGUGUGAACGCACCCUCAGAAUCCCAGCACCAUGACGACACGUUUUGGAUUAUUAAUGCUAUUGUUGAAGGUUUGACUAUUAUGGGCUAUAUAUGUGAUAUAUGUACAUUGAACAUCGCCGCUUUUCCCAUCAUCCCUUGCGGGAACGGGCGUGGCUUCGGUAAUUUUUUUUUGGACUCCAUGUGACUCUUUGAUGAGGUAGCACUGCAUGAAGCAUUGUAACUGUUUGGACUGUCUUGUCACUGUUAAGUCUAUUCAAUAUGCGCUAUCACCUUUCACAUGAAUGUAAAUCCAAGGGGUUUGGAUCCAGAUUCCGGCUUGCGCGGCUCAUAAACGGUUUUUGUGUGUCUUUAUGAAGCAAAUAAAAUCUGUUGCGACUGUAA